Messenger RNA from Vigna angularis (adzuki bean), 1017 nucleotides. RefSeq lists its product as uncharacterized. The transcript has a single exon. The record is from RefSeq and is a predicted model, not a curated record. Bases 1 to 1017 code for a protein of 338 amino acids. NCBI's taxonomy places the organism in Eukaryota, Viridiplantae, Streptophyta, Magnoliopsida, Fabales, Fabaceae.
AUGGUGGUGAAGCCAGAGCCUUCCUCCACGCUAUUGCUCCCCUUCGCCCAAAACAUAAUGGACGUUCAGAUUUCGGAACAGUUCAUUGCACCGCAAUUCAAAAUGUAUGACGGGACCACCGAUCCCGAGAGCCAUAUCAAGACUUUCUCAAACGCGAUGGCGUUCAGAACGGGCAACGAUGCCAUCUGGUGUCGGGCGUUCUCGUUGUCCUUGGAAGACGAAGCCCUCGAAUGGUUCAACACCCUGCCUCCCAAUUCCAUAGAAAAUUUCGCCGGACUAAAGCAGCUAUUUAUCCGGCAAUUCGCGGUCAAUAGCACGCAGGACUUAACCGUAUUUGAGUUGGUCACCCUAAAGCAGGGAAAAGAAGAAACGCUGAGAGCGUUAAUGGACCGGUAUCAGAAAAUCGUCCGGCGAGUGAAGGCGUUAAGCCCGGAGCUCGCCCUCCAUUACAUCUUGCCCGCCCUCAAGCCCGGACCGUUCAAAGACAGCGUCUACCGGUGGGCCCCCAAGACUAUGGAGGAGCUGAGGGAACGCGCGACAGACGAGAUAAGGGUUGAAGAGAUGAAAUUGUCCUACAAGAAGGAAAGUCAGGAGCUUAGGGGCGACAAGGCGGACGGGGGGAAGCCCGACAAUUCGGUGGGAAAACCGGGCGGCAACAAGCAAAAGGAAUCGCGCCGAGGACCCCAUUUCCAGCAAUACACCCCUCUGAACGCCCCCCGAGAAAAUAUCCUCCGGGAGGCACUCAGCGCGGAUCUUCUCCCUGAACCUAUGAAGCGACCUACUCCAUCCGGAGCGGAUGGGAGUAAACAUUGUGCCUACCACAAGAAUAUGGGUCACACCACCGAGGAGUGUGUGACUCUGAAGGAUAAAAUUGAAGAGCUGAUCCGGGUGGGGAAGCUCAAAAAGUACAUACGUGACGACCGCCCUCAGGCGCCCGCUGAGCGGACGACCCAGCGGCCGAUAUACAGGUCCGACAGACCUAGAAAUGACCGGGUCGAGCGCCCGCGCUCUGAGUGA